AGUCUUAUGCAGAUUAUACAGAUUUUUGACUUUUUUCAGCCUCUCAAAGUUGAUUAUGAAGUUAUCAGGUGGCUGAUUACAGUUACGUCAGUUUUUGUUAUUGUUUAUCAUUUCUUCAGUUGUUUUUGGUACCAGCUGAAAACCAUUGCUAUUCUGGUCUCAAUAAAUUGACAGUUGACCACUUUAAUACUUUUUACUCAAUUUUUCCAAUACGGCUCGGUGGAAAUAGGAAGCAUUUGCCAUUCUGAAGAUUUAUUCCCAAUAUCCAGUAUUACUGUUUUACAGCUCAAGUUUCCAUGAAAAAGUAAACGUUGAUUAGUUCAUUUUCUUUCUUUCACAAAAUCUGAAGAAUUCAACAUUCCGUCAUCUUCAUUUUAAUUGGGUUUUUGCAUUUAUUCUUAAACAUUAAUAGAUUUUUAAAAUAAAAUUCCCCCUAACCCUAAACCAAAACAUCCUUUAGUCUGGAAUGUAAAAAAAAUUGUUAAAUUUGACAGACUAAACUAACAUUUUGAAAAAUGUCUAAUUCUAUAAUUUUACAGAUUAUUUUGGUCUUAAUUAUUCCUUCUGUUUAUAUUUGCACUUUCGAACGCUUGAACUUACGAAUUAACGACACUCAGUAUAAUCGAUUCGAAUACCCGAAGCUCGGAAAACGAAAUAUUUCGGGUGGUUAUGUCGAGGUAUUUAUACAUGUUGAAAGCUUGCGGGAAAUCACCAGCGAAACAACACUGGAUUUUUAUCUCGUUCAGUUUUGGGAUGAUCCGAGAUUAACUCCGAGAGCCGAGCCCUUGAAAGUCACCGGUCGGAUUUUACCCGACAACGUUUGGUAUCCGGAUACCUACUUUCUUCUAGUUCGGUCUUUGCUCUACAGUCCAGAGGAACAGUAUGUCGUCUUCUCAAAUAACGGUUCAGUCGAGUACAACAGAAAAGUGCGACUCAAAACUCCUUGCUCGCCGAAUGUAAUUUUAUUCCCUUUUGAUGUUGUAACUUGCACCCUGGUGUUGUCAAGUUUCGGUUAUACUUCAAACGAGGUCAGCUAUCGCUGGAAAGGCGAGGCGAUUCACAUAGACGAAACGAACAAUAACGUCGAUCAUUUAGGAUUCUACCUGCUCGGCAAAUCAAUUCAGCAAUACGACAUUCCAUACGCAGAUGCGAAGUAUUCGGCUUUGAAAACUGUCGUCUAUCUGAAGCGGAAGUUCUCCGCCUACCUCAUGCAGGUCUACUUCCCAGCAGCGUUGAUUGUGAUUUUAAGCUGGACGGUUUUUUGGAUCAAUUUACAUGCAACUCCUGCCAGAGCCAGUUUGGGAGUCACCACUGUCUUGACUAUGUUGACUUUAGCGACUCAGAGCACCUCGCAAAACGCGAAACACGUCAAUGGAAAAGUUACCGCAAUUGAUAUGUAUUUGUGGGUUUGCUUCGUAUUCGUAAUCUUCGCCAUGCUUGAGUUCGCGCUGUCCGAUUUCACAAUCCACAAUCCGAAGAAUGAGCCCAAGAAAAAGAAAAGCCCACGGAUGGAAAUGCGAGAAACAGUUAUGACAUUCUCAAGUGACGACGACGACGAUGAUAACGACCAUUCUGUCUUGAAAAACAAUUCGGCUUUGCGAGACAUCGAAAAGAUGGAAAAUGGAAAGAAAUCGAAACGGAGUUGUCGAAAAAGUCGGGACAAAGAAUCGGACAAAAGCGAACAGCCGCAAUGUUUCGGAAUGAUCAACAACUUAGCCAGAGUUCUUUUUCCUCUGUGUUUUUUAGUCUUCAAUGCACUGUAUUGGAUCACUCUGCUGGUUUUGAUUCACAAAAACAACCUUGAAAUUGAAAGCAGCAAACCUUAAGAAAGUAUGCUUUUGAAACUGAAACCUCGACCGCAAUUAGAUAGUAUUAUGGUUAUGGUGUUCAAAAUGUUAUAAGUUCUUAAAAAAAAACAGUUAUAUAUAUUUUUGAGUUUGUCUCAAGACUGCUGCUCAUAAUAUUUUAAACGAAAGUGUUAGUUGUAGAA
Molecule: messenger RNA, 1990 nt
Organism: Symsagittifera roscoffensis
Lineage: Eukaryota; Metazoa; Xenacoelomorpha; Acoela; Convolutidae
Product: glycine receptor subunit alpha-2-like
Exons: 2
Coding region: 516-1826 (436 amino acids)
Biological process (GO): signal transduction; regulation of membrane potential; monoatomic ion transmembrane transport
Cellular component (GO): neuron projection; plasma membrane; synapse
Molecular function (GO): extracellular ligand-gated monoatomic ion channel activity; neurotransmitter receptor activity; transmembrane signaling receptor activity
Source: RefSeq, a predicted model, not a curated record